Molecule: messenger RNA, 959 nt
Organism: Lactuca sativa (garden lettuce)
Lineage: Eukaryota; Viridiplantae; Streptophyta; Magnoliopsida; Asterales; Asteraceae
Source: RefSeq, a predicted model, not a curated record
CGGGCAACUGUUUGUCAGACUGAUCUCAAAUCUGGUGGGAUCAAAGGUACCGUUGCAUUAUCAUACUUGGCGUCGUGUUCCUGCCAAGUACAAAGUUGAUUUAUAUCCCGAGCUAGAGGUAUCGGGGCACAAACUUGUGGGAACCCCUUCGAGCGGGUAUCCAAGCAGAUAUGCAAAGAGCUUAUCGAGAGCGCAAGUAUCAGAUGAAAAAACAUUUUGAUAGAGUUGGUGGAUAUCGUAAUGUGGAAAGGGCAAGAAGAUGUCCACCGGAUGAUUCGACCGCCAAAGCUUGGAACGAUAUGAUUGAUUUGUUGUUUUUGACCGAGGAAUACAGACGCACGUCGGAAAAAAAUAAAGUUACUAGGUCGAAACUUCCACACACAAGUGCUCACGGAUGUAGACCGUAUGCUCAACGACGUUAUUUAGAGGAACAAAUGGGAAUCAAGCCGCAACAUAUUGAGGGUUGAAGACAAAUGCGCUACAAAGAAGGUUCGGGUUGGUGUACAAGUCGAGCAGAAGAAGACUGGGAGAAAAUUCAAAAUGAAUAUGAGAAAAUGCAAAACGAGGUUGGAGAAGGAGGAGAAGUAAACGAGGAAGAAUGUUUAGAACGUGCCCUUGGGACGAGACGUGGACAUGCUCGCGGGGUGGGUAGGAGACCAACCGCCAACUUCGGUUUAAUUCCAAAUGAACGGCCUUCCACUUCCAAAUCGUCUCAAUCUCAACCCCAAUCUCAAUCCCAAUUCGAUGCACAACAAAUGCAAGAAUAUUUGCAACAAUAUAAUGCAUCAUUGGCGGCUUGUAUUCCGAACUUCCAACCACCACCAUUUCCUAACUUUCUAUUCAACUAUAACACACAAGCAAGUAUCUCUCAACAAUUUGCCGAAAGGAUGGAAGAAGAAGGAGAAGAAGAAGAAGGAGAAGAAGAAGAAGGAGAAGACGAUUAUGAUAAUGAUGAUUGA